CUCUGAGGAGAUGGCCAAUGUUGAUACGUGUAUAUAUGGGUUCCCGACUGCAUAUCAAAAUGUCCCCGUCUGAAGUACGGCAGGUCAAAAGACCACGAGUAUCUCUUAGCUGCAUUGUCUGCCGCCGGCGCAAAGUCCGAUGUGGCCGCGAACAUCCGCGAUGUGCCAACUGUGUUCGGAUGAAGGAGAAGUGUCUCUACAAUCCCACAACUCACAAUGAGCUCACAGGCCAAGGGGAUGAAUAUACCACAGCGGUUCAGGACAAGAGCAUAAAGGGUCAGGAGUCCCACACGAAAGAGCUUACCUGGGCCCACUGGGUGCCUGGCGGGACCAAGAAUACAAUAUAUGCGGGCGAUGAGCCACGUCCUCCUUCUCUGACUGGCGCUCCGGCUGCGGGUUCGCAAUCACGGUUAACACGGGCAACCAGAAAACAGGCUGCUAUGGACAACAUUACAAUGCCAGACUCAGAGGACGCUAUCAAGCUCCCGGUCGGCCAGGACAUCCCUACAGAAGUAAGGAGGCGCACGGCAAGCGUACCAGUGCCCCUCGCAGUGGGAUCACCUUCAGCAUCGAGCCCAGACGCGCCCACAAACCCCCAAGAUGGGUAUCUCAGCCUGAGACGGGGCGGUGGGUCUCGUUACAUCGGUCAAACCUUUUGGGGCUCCGUUGCCGGACGUGAACACAUGAGUGACGGCUUCUUCGAGGACAAUCGCGACGCCGAUCCUGAGCUUCCCCCUUUGCAUAUUUCCUCCCUGGGUAUGGCGAAGCUCUUACGGUCACUACCCACCAGGGCUGUGAGCGAUGCUUUGCUCGAAGCCUUCUUCCUCGCGGUUUGGCCCUUGGCUCCUCUCGUGCAUCGCCCUACCAUAAGGGCAGAUUAUGAGGAGUUCUGGAACUGGUGUCGCGAUAACAAGAACAGUCUACCUCCACAGAAAAUCCGCGAUGACCCGACCUUUUUCUGCCUGCUCUUCGCUGUCUUAUACUGCGGAGCAUCUGCCGCACCAGCCGCCAGAUGGACAUCCCCUGAGCUCAGGGGUCUACAGAGGGAAACCACGAUACAGAGCCUCAAGGCGGCCUAUGAGAUGAGUCUGUCUUCAUCUCAUCACCUGGAACAUCCGACAUUGAACACCCUAGUUUCGACGCUGCUAACCUGGCCGUUUCUGGAGUGGCCGCGUGAACCGAUUGGGGAGGCGGUUGCCCUUAGCACCACAGUACGACUUGCCCAGAGUAUGGGGUUGCAUCGGGAUAGUGCUUCGUCGUCUGCACUCAGCCCUGUAGACCGAGAGAUCCGGUGUCGCGUUUGGUGGUAUAUCGUCCGAUUUGAUGUUCAGUCCAGCAUGUCCUCUGGACUGCCUCUUUGUUGCGGGAGCGAGGCGCUGGAGGCUGUGAAUAUGUUAAAUGAUACACACGACGAAGAGAUCGGCAACCUGGGCCCUGGGCUUUUGAAGCAGUCGAUUGCCAUCAUGUUUGCUGUUGGGUGCGCGGAAACGGUUCGCCUGUCCUCGAAGAUAAUCGCACUUCUACAAAGUGGACGGGGCUUGACACGAGAUGCAUUCGCAGAGCUUGUAACCGCCGCAAAAGAGCAUCACGAGAAGAUUGACGCACUUAUUUCCCGUAUACCAUCGGGAGGGAUCCCCGAAAGAGGGUUCAUUCCCUCCCGGCUAACAAAUACAUCUCCAUCCACACACCCCGUGCUUUAUAGGGACGAUGCCACGGAGCCCACUGUUCUCGGCGCGUGGAUGCGCGCUGUGCUGACCUUGCUGAAAUUCGAUGUCGCCGUCUUACUGCACAAGUCAUUCCUGCCGCCGCCCGACAGUUCAAACCCGGAAGCCUGCAACGCAUGGACAAGCAUGCUGCAGCUUUGCCUGAGCUACUUUCGCAUUCUGCUCCCAAUCUAUCAAGCCUCCGCAUUCUCCCCAUAUAUAUGGUUCCACCGGAGCUAUGUCGGGCCUCUCCAAUGCCUAUUCCUUACCCUCGUCUACCUGGAAUCCUUCAAGGGUGCGCACUUGAAGGAGAAGCUGGUGGCCCGAUACUAUGUUGACGAGAUCACCGAACACGUGCUGGAUCUCUACCAAACCGUACGGCCUUCACUAGCAGACGAGAGACCUGAUUCUAGAUUAAAAGCCGGGCCGUCAAGGGGAGGGUUGCCAGUCGCCAUCCAGACUCUUGUCGACCUUCACAGCCGCCUCAAUUCGAGUGCCACUACUCCUCCGCCGAUGACCACUGGGACCAACCCGGCCUCUGCAAACAGCAUGUCUAUGGCGGAUGAUUUCUCCAUCCUCUUCGCCCACCUCACAGAGCUGUCAUCGUCGCUGAUUGAUCAAUGAAAGGAAUGGAUACCCAUCCAAUGAGCGUAAGGAAGGCGCGGACAGCCCCGGGACGGAGGGGGUUACUCGGUCCUUUUUGUACUCUACAUCUUUCUGAGGAGGAAGAUGUGACCGCGGAUUGUACCUUCCGUUUUGAGCCACUGUACGGAUAGCACCUACCUUCUACCGUUGAGGAAACGGGUUGAGGAAACGGAACCGGUCGUUCCUUCCUUAUGUCUGUUAUUCCAUACUAGGGGGGACGCUUCAGAGCAAUGUAAUCCGCAGCCUCCUUUCAAUGUCGUCUAGGAAUGAGAACGACUGGCAUAAUACUAGUCCUUGGCGUUACCAGGAAUCUUAUGUAGUAGUCUGUUCUUCUCCGAGACGGGCACUGGGAGGACCGUGGACGACUCGCAUCAUGGGUGUUGAAGGCAGCUUGAUAUUCUACUAGGCGCAUGUUCACUAGCAAGAGAGAAAAAAAUCACUGAUACUAAUUAUUUGAAUACAACAGGGAGCGUGAUCAACCUGCUCAUCUCUGCUAUCGUCUCCUCCCACAGUUUCUUUUGCACCUGCUGGCCCGCCGCCGAGACAAUGUACGGUGCUUUCCUACCGGAGAGGUUAGCCAUCGCAUUCAUGACAUAUGGAGCA
Messenger RNA from Aspergillus calidoustus, 2951 nucleotides. Lineage: Eukaryota; Fungi; Ascomycota; Eurotiomycetes; Eurotiales; Aspergillaceae. The record is from the annotation of a GenBank genome assembly.